Molecule: messenger RNA, 324 nt
Organism: Rotaria socialis
Lineage: Eukaryota; Metazoa; Rotifera; Eurotatoria; Philodinida; Philodinidae
Source: the annotation of a GenBank genome assembly
AUGGUUGAUGGAAGACAAUCAAAUACACCUGCAAGACGUACGAAUUAUUCGUAUAUUGAGGAGCAAAAUGAAGCACGAACAGAAUUACUUAAUUCAAAAGUGAAUCAACUGAAACAUUUGGCUGUGCAAAUCGGUGAAGAAACAAAAUUCCAAAAUAAAUAUUUAAAGGAAUUACACGAUAAUAUGGAUCAUACGGAUAGUUUGGUUGGUCAAGCACGACGACGUGUUCUUUUAUUGGCUCGAUCAGGUAGUUGGAAAAUAUAUCUAUAUCUAUUACUUUUUGCCUUAUUCAUUUUUCUUGUUAUUUAUUUUUUAAUUAAAUGA